ACAGAGAAUUCUCCAUGUUCAGCUGUUUUUGGCUUGCCCCCGAAGGAUAUACAUCCGCCAGUUGUUGAGAGCAGGUUCUGGUUGAUAGCAGACUUUAAGGACAUUUUCAUCAACACAGAGACGUCUUCCUAAGGUCAUAAGAUGGAUCGCUCUCGUAAGCAAAAGUCAGGAAAACCACCUAAGAUGGCUCGCUCUCGUAAGCAAAAGUCGGAAAAAUCACCCACAAGAAAAGGCAUGAAUGAAAGGGAAAGACAGGCCAACGUCAGCAUUUCGACGGAGUCAGAAGACAAUCUGUGGGCUCAACUAAAGAAACCAAGCUCUUUAAAUGAGCUUGACUGGAGCGGUAGUCAGCUGAAGUCGCUUCCCAGGAAUCUGACUCCCCUGGCCGCAAUCGAAACACUCAACCUGUCUAAUAAUGAGCUGGCCAAACUGCCUCCAAGCAUGUCAGGGUUGGAACAACUCAAAGUCCUAAUCCUCAGCGAUAACGCCUUUGAAGGAAUCCCCGAACCGGUCAGGUCUCUGAACUCUCUACAAUGCCUGAUAAUUAAGCGGAACAGGAUGAACAACAGCCAGGGCGACCUAAAGAUGAACGUUCCAAGGACCUUAAAAACACUGGAUAUGGAGUCCAACUGUUCCUUAAAGGCUGUUCCAGAAGGGCUUGAACAUCUUGAGAACUUGGAGGAACUGAACAUCAGCUACUGUGGAAUCGAGGCAGUGUCUGACGCUGUAGGGAAGUUGACUUCCAUAAGACGGAUUCAUCUUGCUGGAAACAAGCUGCGCGCCCUUCCUGAAGAGAUCGGGAACCUUCUCUACCUGGAAACUCUCGAUCUGGAGGGAAACCGUCGUCUGUCCGAUCUGCCGGUCUCACUGUAUCGACUGAGGGAGAAUCUCAGAGAUAAGCAGACAGGUACAAACAAAGGUCUCAUCCUGGACAACUGUCAGGCUCUAGCGCUUCCGGAGUCGGAAAUUGCUCAGGGCAACGUGGUCUCCGUACUUGCUGAACUCGUGUCAAGAGAUGUCAUCAAACUAGCUGAAGUCAACAUUGUUACAGACGUUGUUGAGGAUACAAUCAUCGAAGGUCUGAUGGAAAACACGAUCACAUCUGCUGAAGAGAGUGCUUGGGACGAUCUUAUGUUAGACGUCACUGACGUUGUACUCUCUGACAAAGAAUGCUCCGAGGACAUCUUCCAUAGCAUUUUGGAAAGAGUCCUGUCAGGUCUUGCAAAGGAAAUCAGCAAAGAAGCAAUCGAUGAAGAGGAGGCUAUGGCACUCAUCACAGACGAGUUGGUGGAGGAAAUGACAAGAACUAUGUUAGAAGAAGAAGCAACAAGCUCUGCAGAGGCAGAUAGCAUGGCAUGGGAAGUGAUGAGAGACAUGUUAGAGGAGGCAAAGGCAAUGUUGACAAUAGAAGUGGCUUCAGACGCAGUGCUGGCGGAUAAUGUGGCGUGGAAAUUGGUGGAAGAAAUGUUGGAGGAAGUGAAGGCAAUGCUGACAACUGAAGUGGCCACAGAGGCUUUGCAGGCAGAAAGUACGGCAUUGGAAGUGAUGAGAGACAUGUUAGAGGAAGCGAGUGCAAUGUUGACGAUAGAAGUGGCUUCAGACGCAGUGCUGAUGGAUGAUGUGGCGUGGAAAGUGAUGGAAGAAAUGUUGGAGGAGGUGAUGACAAGGCUAACAAUAGAAGUGGUCACAGAAUAUUUCGCUUCAAAGGAGAGUGAAGAACGGCGUCUUGUAGUGGGAGUGAUGGAAGAUCUCUUGGACGACAUUUCCAAGGAAUUUGCAAUUUGUGUGGAUGCAGAACUCCGCCUGGGCCAAACAGUUCCAGACGAAUACGACACACAGAUUAGCUUUCCAAUUUCAUCAGACGCAGAUGGCAUGCAGUACCUGGACCUCCCGGCAGGCUGCAGGCUGAGUGUCCCUCCAGGAGCUACUGAUGAAGAUAUCUCCGUCAUCUCAGCAGUGCUGAACCCACACGGGUACGAUCAGACAGUCGGGCUUGAGGACGACGAGCUACUAGUCAGCGACAUCAUAGAGAUGAGACCGGCGGGGAUGAAAUUCUCCAAACCCGUGAAGCUGAAGAUCCCGCACUCUUUACCAAAGUUCUUCUGUGAAAAGGAGUUCAUCGUCAAGACAACUGAAGAUCUAGGACGUUCUUGGAUGAAUCUGGACACUGUAAGCCAACAAGAGGAAGGACAGUGGUUCGUAACAGUAGAGGUCUCACAUUUUUCUGAGUUUGCUGCCGUGGCAAGACCUCUGGAGCACUGCCAAACAGUAGAGGAAGGGCAAGCGUCAACGCUGAGGUCCUCAGAACAGACAAACGUCGAGAUGUGCCUCCCCAAGGACAGUGUCCCGCAGAAUUGUGAGAUAAAUUUUAAGGUCCUCCCUGUGGAUGCGGACACCCUGACGUGCGCUGCUACGGGAGAGGAUGGGAUCAGCGGUGUCGCCAGUAUGAGUCACAUCGUUAAGUUCAGCAAGAACCUGAUCCUCAGCAGCCCUGCCACCAUAAUACUGCCGCUGUCGCCUGGUGAUCAGAACACACGACUUCGCGUCCUGAGCUGCGAUGAGAGAGGACACUGGGAAGACAUCACCAGCUCCGUGGACGACAUCGUCCUACAGGGGUCAAAGAUGGUUAUCAGAAGCCAACUCAAACAUGGUUUCACCGUUCUCCGUUGUGGCGAAAUCGAAGAUGCUACGAGGAUUGUCAACAUGGUAAUCAAGAACAUCAGGGCAAGGCAAGUCAGAAUCAUCAUCUUCAAGAAGUGGAAGGAACCGCCGGAGGAUGGAGUGAUGACCGCCCGGAUAGAGUGUGUACUCAACGAGAUGGUGGAAGACCGCAAGGUCUGUGCUGAAAAUGAAGGAUUCGAGUGUCAGCCGGGUACACCCACCCCUCCCAUCGUUAUGACGGAAGGAGAGGAAUUCUGCGUCAUAUUUGAAGGCAGCAUCCGCCCUGUUGAGAACGACCACGGAGUGGACUACAUCUUCUACUGCGAGAGGCCGCGUGUGCUGGAGUUCGACGUGAAGCUGGUGGACAAGGGUGAAGGCGCAACUACCAAAGUGGAGCUGUAUCCGGGCCGGCUGGAGAGACUCUACCCAGGGGCAAGAAGAAGGAAAGAACGUGGUCCAACGAUUGAAAAUACUAAUCAUGGGCAACCAUCCACACUACCGCCACCAACUUCAACAGAGACAGAGACACCUCCACCUCCGCGGCCUAAACCACUGAUGACCACUGAAAUAACACCGCCUACAGCAGAACCCAGGGAACAGGUAGAAGUAGACGAGCCAGGUGAACCUGAUACAGAUGUAACACCUGCAGCUGAUCCAGGUGCCGACAGUGAUCUGCCCGUUAAUGGUGUCCCCUUAGAUGAGUCGGGCUUCAGCCGGGCCCUGUCGGAGCUCUGUCACGCUGCAGAGCAAGCUAAGUACGCUAGCCGGGGGGACGACAGACGACGGUGGCUGGAAAGUUACAGACAGGCAGCGGCUCUGGUGGAGGAAGAUCUCACGUCUGACGACAUGUAAUGCUGCCGCUUUGUGACAAACCAUAGCGUUAGCACUGGACUUCCAGUGCUGAUAAAGGAGGCGAUCUGAAUUCCAGUGCUGACACAGUUUUGAUUACUGCAUCAGCACUGGAAGUAGACAUGGCACACCAAAUUUUUGGCGACGCCUCAGGGGCGGAGCCGUUAGUAUAGUACUGCGAUCGAGUUGAAAAUAUUCUAAAAAUUCCGUCAAUGCAUU
This is a messenger RNA of Branchiostoma belcheri (Belcher's lancelet), 3729 nucleotides long. RefSeq lists its product as uncharacterized. The transcript has 9 exons. NCBI's taxonomy places the organism in Eukaryota, Metazoa, Chordata, Leptocardii, Amphioxiformes, Branchiostomatidae. Bases 142 to 3513 code for a protein of 1123 amino acids. The record is from RefSeq and is a predicted model, not a curated record. Gene Ontology annotation, molecular function: protein binding.